This is a messenger RNA of Gracilinanus agilis (Agile Gracile Mouse Opossum), 3375 nucleotides long. RefSeq names its product adaptor related protein complex 3 subunit beta 2 (gene AP3B2). The transcript has 27 exons. The record is from RefSeq and is a predicted model, not a curated record. Lineage: Eukaryota; Metazoa; Chordata; Mammalia; Didelphimorphia; Didelphidae. Gene Ontology annotation, cellular component: membrane coat; AP-3 adaptor complex. Gene Ontology annotation, biological process: anterograde synaptic vesicle transport; vesicle-mediated transport; intracellular protein transport. The coding region runs from base 1 to 3375 and encodes 1124 amino acids.
AUGUCGGCCGCUCCAGCCUACAGCGAGGACAAGGGCGGCUCCUCCAGCCUAGGGGAGCCCGAAUACGGUCACGAUCCGGCCAGCGGCGGCAUCUUCUCCUCCGACUACAAGCGGCAUGAUGACCUGAAGGAAAUGUUGGACACCAACAAAGAUUCUCUCAAGUUGGAGGCCAUGAAGAGGAUUGUGGCGAUGAUUGCUCGUGGGAAGAAUGCCUCUGACCUGUUCCCAGCCGUGGUUAAGAAUGUGGCCUGUAAGAACAUUGAGGUGAAGAAGUUGGUGUAUGUGUACCUGGUACGCUAUGCUGAAGAGCAGCAAGACUUGGCCCUACUGUCCAUCUCAACUUUCCAACGUGGCCUGAAGGACCCUAACCAGCUGAUCCGUGCCAGUGCCCUCCGAGUCCUCUCCAGCAUCCGAGUGCCUAUUAUAGUACCCAUCAUGAUGUUGGCCAUCAAGGAGGCUGCCUCAGACAUGUCUCCCUAUGUGCGGAAAACAGCAGCCCAUGCUAUCCCCAAGCUGUACAGUUUGGACUCUGACCAAAAGGAUCAGUUGAUUGAAGUCAUUGAGAAGCUUCUGGCCGACAAGACCACGCUGGUGGCUGGAAGCGUGGUCAUGGCUUUUGAGGAGGUGUGCCCAGAACGCAUCGAUCUGAUCCACAAGAAUUACCGCAAAUUGUGUAACCUGUUGAUUGACGUGGAAGAGUGGGGCCAGGUGGUCAUCAUUAACAUGCUGACCCGCUACGCCCGCACACAGUUUCUUAGUCCCAACAAGAAUGAAUCUUUACUGGAGGAGAACCCCGAGAAGGCCUUCUAUGGCUCAGAAGAAGAGGAGUCCAAGGGGUCAGGGCCAGGCCCGGAGGAGGCAGCUGCUCCCCUGGCUGCCCGGAGGCCGUACAUCAUGGACCCUGACCACCGCCUGCUCUUGCGCAACACCAAGCCGCUUCUUCAGAGCCGCAGCGCCGCCGUGGUCAUGGCCGUGGCCCAGCUCUACUUCCACUUGGCCCCCAAAGCGGAGGUGGGCGUCAUCGCCAAAGCCUUGGUGCGACUUCUCCGAAGCCACAGCGAGGUCCAGUACGUGGUGCUACAGAAUGUGGCCACGAUGUCCAUUAAGCGCCGGGGAAUGUUUGAGCCAUACUUGAAGAGUUUCUACAUCAGGUCCACAGACCCAACCCAGAUCAAGAUUCUGAAACUGGAGGUGCUAACCAACCUUGCCAAUGAGACUAAUAUUCCUACAGUCCUACGGGAAUUUCAGACCUAUAUCCGAAGCAUGGACAAAGACUUUGUGGCAGCCACAAUCCAGGCCAUUGGUAGAUGUGCCACCAACAUCGGUCGUGUCCGAGACACCUGUCUCAAUGGCCUUGUGCAACUUCUGUCCAACCGCGAUGAACUUGUGGUUGCUGAAUCAGUGGUCGUCAUUAAGAAGCUGCUGCAGAUGCAGCCAUCCCAACAUGGGGAGAUCAUUAAGCACCUGGCUAAACUGACAGAUAACAUCCAGGUGCCCAUGGCUCGGGCCAGCAUCCUCUGGCUCAUUGGUGAGUACUGUGAACAUGUGCCCAGGAUUGCCCCUGAUGUUCUGAGGAAGAUGGCAAAGUCAUUCACAGCAGAGGAAGACAUUGUGAAACUACAGGUCAUCAACCUUGCUGCCAAGCUCUACUUGACCAACUCGAAGCAGACAAAGCUGCUGACCCAGUAUGUGCUGAGUUUGGCAAAGUAUGAUCAGAAUUAUGACAUCCGAGACCGAGCCCGCUUUACCCGUCAGCUCAUUGUCCCCUCCGAGCAGGGAGGGACCCUGAGCCGUCAUGCAAAGAAGCUCUUCUUGGCUCCCAAGCCUGCCCCCGUCCUGGAGUCAUCUUUCAAAGACCGGGACCACUUCCAGCUUGGCUCAUUAUCUCACCUGCUUAACGCCAAAGCCACUGGCUACCAAGAACUCCCAGACUGGCCAGAGGAAGCUCCUGACCCAUCUGUUCGAAAUGUAGAGGAGGAGGAUCUAUCCCUGAUCGAAACCCACAUGGGUCUGUUGGGCGACUAUACCCAGGUUCCUGAAUGGACCAAAUGCUCUAACAGAGAGAAAAGAAAGGAGAAGGAGAAACCAUUUUACUCAGACUCCGAGGGAGAGUCAGGACCCACAGAAUCAGCAGACAGUGAGCCCGAGUCUGUGAGCGACUCCGAGAGCAAGAGCAGCAACGAGAGUGGCUCAGGAACCAGCAGUGACGAAGAUGAUGAGGAAGACGAGAGUGAUGAGCAGGAGGCAGAUGAGAAAAAGAAAGGGAGAAGAGGCGGCCGAGCGGCAUCCAGGGAGAGUGGAGAGAGUGACCAGAGUGAAGAUGAGCUGGAGAAGAAGGUAAAGAGGAAGAAGAAGACACAUGAAAGGAAAGAGACAUCUGAGUCUUCAGAGGAGGAGGGAAGUGCUUCAGAAAGUAGUUCAUCAGAAUCUGAGUCAGGGUCUGAGUCUGAGGAAGAAGAAGAAGAGGAUCAAGCAGAGUCUGACACUUGGAGAAGAAAGACACCUCCAAGUAGCAAAAUAACCCCCAAACCCAAGGAGAUCUCCCUGCUUGACCUGGAGGACUUUACUCCCCCCAGCAUUCAGCCAGUUUCCCCACCAAGGGUUGUCUCCAACAGCCUAGUCACCGAUCUGGAAGGCUUGACACUCACUGACUCUUCUUUGGCACCUUCGCUACUCAGUCCUGUGAUGGGCCCUGGGAAGCGGCAGGAGCUGCUCCACCGUGUGGCAGGGGAAGGACUGUCUGUUGAGUAUGUAUUCAGCCGACAGCCCUUCCCUGGAGAUCCACACAUGGUAUCUGUGUGCAUCCACUUCUCCAAUAGCUCAGACACCCCUGUGAAAGGUCUACAUGUGGGGGUGCCCCAUCAGCAGUCUGGCAUACGCAUCCAAGAGUUCCCCGAGAUUGAAUCCCUGGCACCUGGUGAUUCAAUCACAGCCAUCAUGGGCAUCAACUUCUCUGACUCUACACAGGCAGCCACCUUCCAGCUAUGCACUCAAACUCGACAGUUCUAUGUCUCCAUUCAGCCACCAGUUGGGGAGCUGAUGGCUCCUGUGUUUAUGAGUGAAAAUGAGUUCAAGAAAGAACAGGCAAAGCUGACGGGCAUGAGUGAAAUCACAGAGAAGCUGACUCUGCCAGACACAUGCUCAGAGGACCACAUUAUAGUCCAGAGAGUGACCACCACAGCCCAUCUUGGCCGGAUACCCUGUGGGGCUCCUGAAGAAUACAGGUUUGCUGGAAGAACACUGACUAGUGGAAGCCUGGUUCUGUUAACUCUGGAUGCACGAGUGGGUGGAGCUGCUCAGUUGACGGUCAACAGUGAGAAGAUGGUGAUUGGCACCAUGUUAGUGAAGGAUGUGAUCCAGGCCUUAACACAGUGA